UGUGGUUGAUGUAAUAAAUAAAAUCAAAAAACAGUUACAAAAUGAAUUAAAAAUGUUGGAAUACUUAAUAGUAUUACUGAUCGGGUUCUGGCUGGGAGUUGCCAUAUUCCUGUAUGUCUCCUGCUAUUGGAUUGAAGAGAUUUUAGAUUUACCGCAAACCCAGCAUGGUUCGAACGCCGACUACAUCAGCAGCGGGGCGAGCGGUGCGCACGCGCAGCUCAAGCGGCUCGUUGCCAGAGUCGUGGAAGAGGCUGCAGCGUUACCGGCGCUGGCGCGGUACGCCGCCGCGCCCUCGCCCACGCCCACGCCUACGCCCAACAUACACUCCACGUAUGAGGAUCUGCUUGCUACUGCUAUACUGAAUAAGGUUAUCGAACGUUACCAGACAGAGAGCGGGUCCGGGGGCUCCGGAGGUCGCAGUAGUGGCAUCCACUCCGCCAGCGCCAGCCCCUCGCCUUCCGAACGCUCAGAGCGCUCUGACCCGCGCUCGCUGAACUCCAGAAACGCAAGAGAUAUCAGUCCACCGCUUCGCGAAGAGGAGGACGUAUCAGACUGGGAGGAAGGUGACGCGACUGAAGAAGCUGAGGCGUUGCCGCGGCGCGUGCCUUUCCCAGAGUUCGGAGGAGACAUUGUGCAUAAUGAUAACGAAGAUCAUGACUUCGACGAAAUAUCAAGUAGUGACAUACAGGCCGUCGAUGGAUCUUGGGAAGAGAACUGGCUGUUUCAAAAGAAAAAAAUUAAAACAAUACAAUCUGUACCAGUACCGAUGCUGGUUCCUAACUCUAAUGCGGACUACCGAGCGCUGAUCGGCGAUAGAGACGCCGAGGAUACGACUGAUCUGUCGGACAAUGCGAGCGACGCAGAAGAACAAGCAACAGACUACAAGAGCGAUGUAAAAAAAGUUUUAGACUCAAAACAUAUUAUUGGAGGAAAAGCAAAAGUACCAGAGGUUCACACGGAUGAUUUUGAAGCAGACAGUCUUGAUAAUAUGAUUUUUAUUGGAACAGACGACAACGAGAAGUAUAACGACACAAUAGCACAGAAAUUAAUUCCAAGUGUAGAAGGAAAUAAAAUCGACAUCGACAAUAAAGAAAACAUGAAUCGUGUAAACAAUAAUGAGGAGAACAUUGAUUCCAUUUUAUUACUUGACGUGGAAAGCGGACCGCCGCUUAAAGCGGAAUUUAAUUUAAACGAAGAAAUUCAUAGAUCCAUUUUUAACGACACACAAACUAAUUUAUUGGUAGAUCUGGAUGAAUCACAAAAUAUGGAAGCAGAUAGUUUAGAUGUCGUUGAUCAUGGCCCUAAUUCAAAAAUCUUUACAGAUACUACAGCAACAAACACUUUAAGACGUCACGAGCGUGUAGGUGAAUAUGAAGAGACGGUGGCGGUGCCCGUGCAGAGGUACGCCGACAGUCUGCGCAGGCAACAUACUGACGAUGAUACUAAGCGACACACAAUCAUAGAUGAUAAUGAUGAUUUAAUACCAGGUUCCAUUGCAUACAGAGAACGCCAGAAAUGGUUAAACUAUGUUGAAAUGCCAAACAAUCCGUAUUCACCGGAAGCUAUACAAAAAAGAUUAACUGCCAAAAGUACUUCAUCAUUAUUCGAUUCAUUUACUUGUAAAGACAAAGAAUUUAAAACAGAAGAUACCGAAGUCGAUUCAGUUAAUCCAGUGAAUGAGAACGAAGCUAAUAUCGAAGAAAUAAAGCAAAAUGGUACAGUCAACGAGGACGUCACUAAUAAAAUCCAUUCGCUAAGUUUAAAUGCAUGUCAUGAAAAUGAAUUUGAUUCUCCUAAUGGCAAAAUCAGAAGUCCAACACAUAAAAGCUUGAAACGUGUACUAUCAGAAGAAAUUCCUCAAUACAAACGAUAUGGCAGAGAUUACUAUAUAAAAGACGCUAAAACUUCGUCUGGUGCGCGCAAGACAAACAGUUUGUGUAACAGCGACGCAAGCUCCAUAUCAUCAAUGCAUAAAUCUACCAGUUUAGAUAAUUUCGAUACAGAGUUCGCUUCGCCUGUAAGUGCCAGCAGUUCGUUGAGCGACCUCGAGGCGUCCGCCCUUCAUCACAACAUCGUCCGAGCAUUUCUCAGCCCCAGAAACGCCAGUCCCAACUUUGCUAUAAACCCCAUAUUCGAAAACCCCGACAGACCGAGUGAUGAUGACGAGAAUCACAUGACAGACCAUUACGUCACCCGGAACGGACUAUUGAUACAACAGUUCACAACAAUCGCCACAAAUCAACAUUACACGAAAUUCGCUGCUAAAGAUGAAAUGCAAAUAUCAGUAACGACGAUGCCGAACAAUAAUGAUCAAAUAUUGAUAGAAUACGAGGACGCAAACGAGCACACGCUGUUCGUCGCAAAACCUGCAAUGGCCGAUGACACUGAUAGUAAGUUUGAUGAAAUUCUACAAUCUGCGUACAAUCCAGACACCGCACCUUUAACUAUAGAAAUAAUUAAUGAAGACGAUAUAUCAGAGAAGUCACCGGAAAAUCUCAUAAUUGAAAACUCAUUUAUUAGCACUAGUAGUUUAGAAGAUUCUAUUAAAAUAUACAACGUGCAGACUGGGGAGAUUGUUAAAUGUAAGCCCGAUGAUAACGUAUCGCCGAGAUACGAAGAAACGGUUGACAACAAUGAAAACGUUGAAAUAUUUGAUAAGAAUCUCUCUGAGGAAAUGAACGACAGCCUCAGUACGAAUGUUGAUACGUGCGAGGAAACAAACACAACUAUUACUAACGUAGAAAGAGAAGAGAGUUUGAACAAAAUCAGUGAUAUAGAGGAAAUCCUGUCGCAACUUCCUAACGUAAAGGAGUUAGCUAAGAAAUUUGUCAGCAUGGAGAACUUAAACGAACCAACCAAGCCUCCACAACAGCCUGUACGACGCAGAAAGAGCAAAGACAACCUACUUAACUUCGAAGACAAAACUGACAAACAACCAAACAAACUAAUGUAUAUGCACAGUCUCACAGCUAGAAGCAUAUCAAAAGAAUUUCGCGAAGAACUGAAAAUGUCUCUAGCAACACCACUCACUGUUCCCGGAGGUUCUAAAGCCAUUCCCGAAGGGACAGAGGAGGUGUCCAAGGAAUCUAGUAGACCGGGUAGUCCAGUCCCCGAACCCGGCACUAUAAAAACUAAAUUAGCGUUCUUCGAAAGUUUAAAAUCUAAAUUGAGCAAAUAAAUUGAGGUAUUUUUUAGUCUUAAUUGUGAUAUUAAAAGAUAAAAUAUUCUAUUUUCUAAUUUUAAAUUCGAAUGACAAAAUAUUUAUUCAACUCUGAUAUUAAUAUCGUUUUCGUAACCAGCUUCAGGCAUCGUCGCUUCCUUGAGUGCUAUCACAAACUUAGUGCUAAUGUUUAAAACAAUAUCAUACUACACUUGGUUUACUGUUUGUAAACCAAUUUCGUAGAUACAUCAGUCAUCAUGUCACAAAACUACAAACUGAACGAUAAUAAACGAACAUUUUAUUUUUUAAUGUUGGCAACACU
Papilio polytes (common Mormon) is the source of this 3482-nucleotide messenger RNA. RefSeq lists its product as uncharacterized. The record is from RefSeq and is a predicted model, not a curated record. NCBI's taxonomy places the organism in Eukaryota, Metazoa, Arthropoda, Insecta, Lepidoptera, Papilionidae. Bases 53 to 3178 code for a protein of 1041 amino acids. The transcript has 11 exons.